GACGCACCAGAGCCAGUUAAUGUGAUGGAUGAACCUGAGAGAUCUGAACAUGAUACAAAAAUUUCGAGAGAAUUUAAAGAAAGUACUAUAUUAUCUCAAACUAAUGUUGGGGCAAAGAUCAGUGAGAAUUGUGAAACAGAAGUCGAUGAAAAUGAAAAUAUGUCUACGUGUUCAAAAAAACGUACUGCUACCGAUUUGUACGUAGAUAACGAUGUUGAUACAGGAAAAGAAUCAACCGGUACACCUAGGAAACAUUUUAGAACGGUUGAUAAUAUACAGGAUGAUUCGUCUCAAACGCCUAAUACUGAUGAUUCUAUUGUUGAUUCCAAUGAGAUAUCCAUUACCGAAUGCUCAAAGUCAGGUAAGUCUAAGGAUAGUUUAGUUUCCACCGAAUCAAGUGUGCAUAUUCCUGAUGUUGAACAUUUUAAUGAAAACGUUGCAAUUAUACAAGAAUCAUCCAGGAGGGUUAAGGAUAUAGAAUCGGAAAAGGAAUGCGUGCAGAAUUCUGAUAAAAUUCAUUCUGCAAAUCAGAGUACAACUGCCCAAAGUUCUGGUGCAUUUGGAAGAGGUUAUAUACCAACUUCUAUUACAACUACCAGAAUAUUUGGCAGCUCGGUUUCUACUCCUUUACAGUCUAAUAACAAGACAGUUGGUUUUUCUAAUUAUUCUACUUCUCCACCGCCUUCAAAUAUAUUUGGAUCUAAAUAUACUGGAAGCUCACUAAUGGGAAAAUUUGGAUCAAAAUCGGAAAGUUCAUAUGGAUCUUUCACCACAUCAUCAAUCUUUGGUGAAUCUGUGCAAGAUAAUGAUAAUGAUGAUGACGGGAAAAAAAGCGAUGCGGAAGAUGUGCCUUUUGGAACCGGUGCAAGACCUUUAUUACAAGAACAAGAAGUAUUUACUGGAGAAGAAGAAGAAAUUACCCGACAUACCGUUAGAGCGAAACUAUUUUGUAUGGGCAAUGAACACCAGUGGAAAGAGCGAGGGGUCGGAAUGUUAAAACUUAAUUACCCAAAGGACUGUGAAAAAUCACCUCGACUAAUCAUGCGUGCAGAUGGUGUACUGCGAGUGAUUUUGAACAUUUCUUUAUUUCACGGAAUGAGUGUCGAACGAUCACAAGAAAAAUUUGUGAGAAUUGUCGCGUUUGAGGGAACUAGCACUACUCCAGUUCAUUUUGCUAUUAAGCUAUCAAACACGCAUGCUGCGGAUGAUUUAUAUGAUGCAAUACUGGAGGCGAUACCGACAUCAAAGUUAGUUUAG
Cetraspora pellucida is the source of this 1257-nucleotide messenger RNA. The record is from the annotation of a GenBank genome assembly. NCBI's taxonomy places the organism in Eukaryota, Fungi, Glomeromycota, Glomeromycetes, Diversisporales, Gigasporaceae.